GCUUCAUUGCAUCCUUCGGCCAAGUCAUGAACCAUGAACGCAGCAAGCAUGUUGCAGUGCAUAGCCAUAAGUAUGUUAGGUCCUUAUUUCCUACUCUCUACUUAAGCCCACUCCCAGCCCAUUGCGGCGGCGUCUGAACUGUAACCAUAACCCUACACCCCCGUUUUCCUUACCUAGCAGGAGACUCCCCCCUCCCAAGCCAUGCACAUCAUAGUAGUCGGCGCAGGCCUAGGUGGCCUCUCAGCCGCUCUCUGCUUCGCUCUCCACGACCACACCGUAACACUCCUCGAACAAAGACCCGACCUUUCACCUCAAGGCAACGGUAUCAACAUCCGCCCCGGAGCGUCACGGAUCAUGCAUUCUUGGGGUCUUCGAAAUGAUCUCGAAGCAAUCUCGGAGAUCUGUCCGACAUUCCUACUGCGAAGUACCACCACGGGAGAGAUUACGAUGCGGAGUAUGCUUUAUGAAGCGAGUGAGUAUCCGGAUUGGAGUACUAUGCGGAGGGAUGUCGUUGUUAUGCUUUAUCGAAAGGUCGUGGAAGCGGGAGUGAAGGUGCGAUUUGGUGUAAGAGUACGCGAUGUCCGCGAAUCUGUAGGGCAGGCCACCUUAACUACAGAAUCCGGCGAGAGACUUGACGCCGACCUGAUCCUAGCAGCCGACGGCGUGCGCUCACGGAUCCGCCGACACAUCCUUGCCGACGUGACAGACUCCACCGAACCCAUCGUAAGCGAUACAACCUUCUACGGCGUCUGCGUCCCCUCCUGCGCCAUCCAAACCCGCGGCACGGAGAUGCACCGCGUCACAAACCAUGAUCACGACAUCCCAGUCGAUUGCUGGCUAGGCCGCAAUCGCUUCGUCGUCUCACGCUGGAGUCCACGACAUGGCUUCGUGGCUCUGUACGGGAUCAAAGGUGAGAACGAUAUGAAAGGCAUGUGGGACGCAGACGGAAAUAUCUCCUACAUCCGCGAAGCCUUCUCGGGAAGUUGCGAUGACCUCACCAUCCCUUUAUCGCUGGCAGAGACGUGCGAUAGAUGGAAACUAGCUGAAAUGCCUGAUCUGCCUCGGUGGACGAGUACAGGCGGAAGGGUGGUGUUAUUGGGUGACUCAGCGCACGCCAUGCACCCAAAUGCAGCACAAGGUUUCAGCCAAAUCAUUGAAGACAUCGGCGUACUCGACUACCUCAUCACCCGCGCCGGUCCCAACGCUACGAGGGAAAUGCAGAGCAUCACGCGAACAUGGCAGAACAUCCGCAAACCGCGCGUCGAACGGAUAAAGGAAUACGCCAAGUUCAACACGAACCUCUUCGUCAACGCACCCGCACCCUCCGCCGCGGAAACGGGUGAAAGUGUAUCGAGCGGUGAGGUGAAGGCGAACGUGCGAUCGUUAAAAGACGUGCAGCCGCGUAUGGAGGCGCAUUUCCAGUCCGCGGCUUUCGUGAAGUGGGCGUUGGAUUAUGAUGCCAUUGCUGCCGCGAAGGAGUAUCUGGGUGGGGCGAAACUUUAGAGGAGUGAGGUUUUCGUACCUUGACGCGGUUGCAGGCUGUAAUGGCGGCGGAGCGACGUCUAGACUAAGAGGGCGCGACAGUGAAGCAUCGAGGAGC
Messenger RNA from Baudoinia panamericana UAMH 10762, 1600 nucleotides. RefSeq lists its product as uncharacterized. The transcript is spliced from 2 exons. Gene Ontology annotation, molecular function: FAD binding; monooxygenase activity. Bases 202 to 1503 code for a protein of 433 amino acids. Gene Ontology annotation, biological process: secondary metabolite biosynthetic process. The record is from RefSeq and is a predicted model, not a curated record. NCBI's taxonomy places the organism in Eukaryota, Fungi, Ascomycota, Dothideomycetes, Mycosphaerellales, Teratosphaeriaceae.